UUAUAUGUAAGUAUUUUCUUGUUAAUAAUUGUAGAGAAUUAGAUGGAGACUCCAAGUUCACAAAGCAAGCUAGAGGAUGAUAAUGCUCCUCUUUGGAGAUAUGUCACAAAACUUGGAAAAGCAACGGGAGGUGGUGGAAAUUGGGAAUGACAAUGCAAUUAUUGUCUUGAAACUUUUAAGAGUUCUCAUUCAAGAGUAAAAGCACAUCUCUUAAGACAUCCAUUAUUUGGAAUCAAGUGUUGUGCAAAUGUGAAGAAUGAAAAUAUUGUUGAGAUGAAGAAAGUGUUGGAGCUAGCGGGGCUUAGAUUGAAGGCAAAGAAGGGCAAAAGUGUUCCAUUACCUACAUCAACAACCACCAUCAUAAAAGAAAUUGCUAAGAAGAGAAGAAGUGUGGGGAACACCCUAGAACAAUCAUUUAAUCGUGGAGCCCGAAAUCACCUACAUGGUCUCAUUGCCCGAAUAUUUUUCACGGGGGGUUUAUCAUUCAAUUUGGCAAGAAAUCCAUACUUCAUCGAAGCUUUUAAAUAUGCCACAAGCAAUUCGUUUGGAGGUUAUAUUCCUCCCGGAUACAAUCUUCUAAGAACAAGCCUCUUACAAAAAGAAAAGGCACAUAUCGAGAAGUUAUUAGAGCCCAUAAAAUUAACAUGGAAAGCAAAUGGUGUUUCUAUUGUUAGCGAUGGGUGGCCCGACUCACAAAGAAGGCCUCUCAUUAAUGUGAUGGUGGUGACCGAAGAUGGAACAAUGUUCUUGAAUGCCGUCAAUGCGGAGGGGGGGACUAAAAAUAUGGAUUAUAUAGCUGAUAUUCUCUUGAAAGCCAUUGAAGAGGUUAGUCCUCAUAAUGUUGUACAAGUCAUAACCAGUAAUGCACCGGUUUGCAAAUCUGCGGGAGGCAUUGUGCAAGGAAGACAUCCUCGUAUUUUUUGGACUCCAUGUGUUGUCCACACACUCAAUCUUGUCUUAAAAAAUAUUUGUGCGGCGAAGAAUACCGAAAGAAAUGAGGUAGUGUAUGAGGAAUGUAGUUGGAUCACCGAAGUUAGCGAUGAUGUUGUUGUUAUAAGAAACUUCAUAAUGAAUCAUUCCAUGAGAUUGUCAAUGUUCAAUGAAUAUGUGAAGUUAAAAAUGCUUGCUAUAGCCGAAACUCAUUUUGCUUCGGUUGUUAUCAUGUUGCGACGAUUCAAGAAGAUUAAGCGUGGUCUUAUGGACAUGGUCAUUAGUGAGAGUUGGAGUCUUUAUCAAGAUGAUAAUGUUGGGAGAGCUCAAUUUGGUAAGGACAAAAUUUUGGAUGAUAUUUGAUGGGAUAAAAUAGAAUAUAUUAUCUCUUUUACCGAGCCAAUCUAUAACAUGGUUCGAUCCGCCGACACUGACAAGUCAAAUCUUCACUUAGUUUAUGAUAUGUGAGAUUCUAUGAUUAAAAAAGUGAAGAAUUGUAUUUAUAAAAAAGAAGGCAAGAGAGAUGAUGAAUAUUCAUCAUUUUACAAUGUGGUACAUACUAUCCUUGUUGAUCGGUAGAAUAAGAGCAAUACACCAUUACAUUGCUUAGCUCAUUCACUAAACCCAAAGUGAGCAUUUUUUUCCUCAAAUAAACUUUUAAUCUACAUUGGUUAGACUAUAAUAGUUGAUAUUAUUUAUGAAUGUUUUUCUGUCUUGUAGAUAUUAUAGCGCGACUUGGCUCAUUGAAGCUCCAAAUGGGGUUGCACUACACAUAAAUCCUGAGAUCUCAAAUGAAAGAGCUAAAUGUUUGAAGAGUUAUUUUCCUAACUCCGAGGAGCGGAGAAUGGUUAAUGUGGAAUUUGCUAAAUUUUCCGCCGCACAAGGUAUAUUUGCGGAUCAUGACUCUUUGGAUGAUAGGGGAAAAAUGGAUGCAAAGUCUUGAUGGGUUAUCUAUGGAACAUCUACACCAAAAUUGCAAGAGUUAGCAUUAAAGUUGAUUGGGCAUCAUUAUUCCUCUUCUUGUUGUGAGAGAAAUUAGAGCACUUAUAAAUUUAUUCAUUCUCUUAAGAGGAAUAAGAUGACUCCACAACGAGCAGAAGAUUUGGUAUAUGUUCACACAAAUCUCCGUCUUCUUUCUAGGAGAUCCUCGGAAUACUCUAAUGAGGAGACAAAGAUGUGGGACAUAGGAGGAGAUGAAUUUGAAUCAUUCAAUGGUGUUGAUAUUUUAGAAGUUGCAAACCUUUCUCUUGACGAGCCGGAGCUUGAGACCGUUGUAUUUAAUGAGUAUGAAAAUGUUGAAUGUUGAUUGUCUUCUAACCGGUGCAAGGAAUAUAGAUCUAACUUUUGGAAUAUGCUAGUGAAUUGUAAGUUAUUGGGAUAUAGAUCUAACUUUUGGAGGUAUAUUUGCAACUUUAAACAAUAUACUUGUAAUAUUUUGAUGGAUGCUUGUAAAUUUGUAAUAUUUUGGGGUAUAGUUCUAACUUGUGAAGGUAUGCUUGUAAUUUUUAACUCUCGUUUUACGAGGUAGGCUUGUAUUUUUGUAUGCUCAAGAUGAAAGUAAUGAAAAUUAGAAUUUGGUAUUAUCUUCAAAUCAGUUACAUAACUUUCAUUUGUCAUUGAUUAUACAAGUCAAUGUUACAUAAUAAUAUAAGUAUAUAACAUACAAAUUGAUCUAUUUUUCUAUAUGUUCCUCCUCUUUCUUGUCUUCUUUAACAUUUUUGUCUUCAAUUUUCCAAGAGAUCAUUGCCAUCCCGACGUCUUAAUUCACACCUGCAACAUAACAAAUUCUUUAGUUUUUUAUUUAUUAUCUCUAUUUACAUAACAAAAAAAUGAAAAUGUAAUAGGUAUUUAAUUCAGUAUUGAUCUAAAGUGAAUUAUUUUAUAUAUAUACAGCCGUGUUCCCGUACCCUACUUUUUACAAAUUUGCCGUGUCCCGUACCCGUACCCAUACCUAGGCAACAUAGAUCAUACCUAAUGAUUGAUCCUAAAUAGUAAAAAUGAUUAGUUUUAGGUAUUUUUAGCCAUUAAUAUGUAACAUAGGCUCUCUUUCUUUCCUAGUUUACUAAAAAUGCACUCUAUAUAUUCUGUUUUUAUUCUACUAAUUCUAAAAUCUUUAGAUUUAAGAGCUUGUUUUCAUCUUUCUACUUUAAAAAUAAUGCUUCUUCUAGUUUCAUUAACUAGCACUAUAUCAUCGGUAAAUAACAUAUACCAUGAGAUUUCAUUCUGAAUGUACUUAGUAAAUUGGCCCAUAACUAAUGCAAAAAAAAAGGACUUAAAACUAACUUUGGGUGUAAACCUAUGGUGAUAGAAAUAGUCUCUCCUUCAUUAGUUCUUACUCUAGUUGUUACUCUAUCAUACAUAUCUUUAAUCCCAUCAAUAUAUAUACUAGAUACAUGUUUAUUUUCUAACACCCACCACAUUACCUCUCUAGACACUAUCAUAAGCUUUUUCUAGAUCGAUAAAAAUCAUAUGUAGAUCUUUUCUCUUCUAUCUAUAUCUCUCCAUCAACCGUCUUAAAAUAUGUAUAGGUUCUAUAGUUGACCUUUCAGGUAUAAAAUUAAAUUGAUUUUCAGAUAUACUUGUCUCCUUUCGUGGACUUUGCUCAAUUACUCUCUUCCAAAGUUUUAUUGUAUGACUCAUGAGUUUUAUACCUCGAUAAUUCGAACAACUUUGUAUUUCUCUUUUAUUCUUGUAUAUCAGUAUCAAAAUACUAAUUCUCCACUCAUCUGGCAUUCUUUUCGUCUCGAUAAUCUUAUUAAAUAGUUUAGUUAACUAUCCUACGCUUAUAUCUACAAGAUAUUUUAAACUUAAAUAGGGAUAUCGUCCGGUCCUAUGGUUAUUUUGUUUUUUAUUUUCUUUAGAGCAUCUUUAACCUUGCUAAUCCUAAUUUUUCGAUAAUAUCUAUAGUUUCUAUCAUUCACUAUAUGGUCAAAAUCUCUAUUUUGCUCACUUAUUUAGUUAUCAUUAAACAAUUGAUAAAAGUAACUCCACCUCUUUUUUAUUUUCCCGUCGGUCACUAGAACUCUUUGAUCCCCACUUUUAAUACAUCUAGUAUUACUCAAAUCUCUACUUUUUCUUUCUAAUCUUAGCAAGCUUAUAUACAUAUAUCUUUCUCUCCCUCCUUGGAUUCUAAUUUCUUAUAAAACUUUUCACGAGCCUUGUAUUUAUUCUCACUAGUCGCUCUUUUUGCUUCAUUCCUUACUAGUUUAUAUAUUUUUGAAGUUUUCCCUAUUACUACACUUUUGUUACUCUUUAUAUAAAUUUUUCUUCUCUUUAAUAACCUUUUGUACACAUUCCACCCCCUAACUCUCCUUAUCGUCUAAGCUACAACAUUUAAAUUCUCCUAGUAUAUCUUUAGCCACUUUCCUAAUACAAGAAGACAUGUUAUUCCACAUAAUAUUAGUCUUAUUAUCUAUAUUUUAUAUAUCUUCUUUUAUUAUCUUAUUUUUAAAAUGUAUUAAACUAUCUCCUUUUAAAUUUUACCAUUUAGUUCUUAGUCUCUUGUUCAGGUUAGUUUUUUCACUCUACUUCUUAAUAGAUAUGUUUAAGACCAUCAAUCUAUGUUGUGUACUUAAAUUCUCUCUUGGUAUAACUUUACAAUCUUUGCAUAUUAAC
This is a messenger RNA of Asparagus officinalis (garden asparagus), 4545 nucleotides long. RefSeq lists its product as uncharacterized. Bases 274 to 1293 code for a protein of 339 amino acids. The transcript is spliced from 2 exons. NCBI's taxonomy places the organism in Eukaryota, Viridiplantae, Streptophyta, Magnoliopsida, Asparagales, Asparagaceae. The record is from RefSeq and is a predicted model, not a curated record.